Contarinia nasturtii (swede midge) is the source of this 1892-nucleotide messenger RNA. RefSeq names its product elongation of very long chain fatty acids protein 7-like. Gene Ontology annotation, cellular component: endoplasmic reticulum membrane. The transcript is spliced from 5 exons. The record is from RefSeq and is a predicted model, not a curated record. Gene Ontology annotation, biological process: sphingolipid biosynthetic process; very long-chain fatty acid biosynthetic process; fatty acid elongation, polyunsaturated fatty acid. NCBI's taxonomy places the organism in Eukaryota, Metazoa, Arthropoda, Insecta, Diptera, Cecidomyiidae. Bases 175 to 984 code for a protein of 269 amino acids. Gene Ontology annotation, molecular function: fatty acid elongase activity.
UGUUCGGCCGACCGUUCGUAUUUAGAACGAACACUUAUCCGUCUUAUACAAGCCACGUGAAGUGACGCGUUUUUUUUAAUCUCUUCUGACGGCAAUUACUUUAAACGACAAUUACUGGAUUACGAGCAAAUUAUUUCUUGUAAAAGUGAUUAAUUGUUUCAACGACAUUUUACAAUGCUCGUUCUGCAGUAUCUUUUUGAACAAAUCACCAAAUUAUUGGCGCUUAGAGAUACGCGAUUACAACACCUGCCAUUUACGUCGGUUGAAAGUCUCAUUACAGUAGUGACGUUGUAUUUAUUCUUCGUGUUAAAAUGGGGACCAAAUUUCAUGGAAAAACGAAAACCAUACAAUCUCAAACAAAUGUUACUCUUUUAUAAUGGUUUUCAAGUGUUUUGCAAUUUCUCUCUUUUUACCUAUGUCAUUUACAGCAUCAAUGUUUUGGGUUACAGUAUUAAUUUUUACUGUGAAGAAUUAGACUUUUCGGACAGCUGGAUUGGGGUGCAAUCAGCGAUAUUCUCUUAUUACUAUUAUUUGAUAAAAUUGCUCGAUUUAUUCGAUACGGUGUUCUUUGUAUUGCGGAAACGAACUCGACAAAUCUCAUUUUUGCAUGUAUAUCAUCAUGUGGCCGUCCUUACCGGUGCUUUUAUUGCCAUUACGUGGGCACCAGGUGGACAUCCAUGGUUGUUUGGUCUUUUAAAUUCUUUCGUCCAUAUCAUAAUGUAUGCCUACUACCUUGGUACCGUAUACAGUGACACAUUAAAAACGAAUAUUUUCAUAAAACGUUCCAUCACCCAAAUGCAAAUCAUUCAAUUUGUAUUUGCAAUAACCCACUUGAGUUUGCCGUUUUUCAUUCAAAGUUGUAACUAUCCGCGACCAUUGUUGGUCAUCGCCAUUUCACAAAAUGCAAUCAUGCUACUGCUAUUUUCGGACUUCUACUACAAAACCUACAUAAAAUCAAAAUUACCAAAAGUUAAGUCAAGCUAAAGAAUUUCAAACAUACAAAUAAAAAAAAUCCCUUGAAAAAAAAUCCGCAAAUUAGAGACUAAGAAAGCUAAUUUAAGUGUAUCGAUUUGAUAUAUUAUGAAGAAUUACUUCUUUUUGUAAAGAAUCUGAAUGUAGGAAUCCAUAUGCAUAAUAAAUCUGUGUAUUUAUAUAAAACGUUCGAAUUGCGGGUCCAGAAAAAAAAACGUUCUUUCUUUUCUUUCGAGAUUUUCCAUUGAUGAUAACAAUAAUGAGCCACUUAAUGUCGACCGCCAAGAGGGAAAUUAUUUAAUUCGAUUUAAUUAAAGGGAAGUUAAGUCUUUAUCACGUCGAGAAAAUCUACAUAUAUCAGACGCCUCAUUCAAUGUCGGAUUGAGACGAGAAACAGUGGAGUGAAAUCAAAAGUGGCCGCGAUUUUUUUUAGACUACAACCGAAAUUAAUGGAGUUUAAUUGAAUUAAAGAUUCAUUGAACAACCACAUCUUGUGGAUUAUCUUGAUUGUAUUGUUUCGAAAAAUCUCACCAUUUCGACAUCAAAUGAACCAAAAUAAUGGCUUUGACAAUGAAAAUGACUCGUGACAAAGAACAUGCAGAAUGUGCUGUGCGAACGAAGAAUGUGAAAUUCGGAUUCUUUUGAGAAAUCCGUUGAAAGGAAGUUUUUCUUCACAAAGAGGAAGCACUUUGAUCUUUUGAUUAGGUCACAGUCAACAAGAACGUCUUGAAUAGUUAAAAAAAUACAAAUUGAUGGAGCAUUUCAUGUGGAACGUUUAAUUUAUUUCAGAUUUAUUUAAGUAUUAGCGAUUUAAUCGAAUUUUGUAAACACAAUGAAAUUUGACCCCAUGAAACUUGUGGAAGUCGAAGUAAGUAUAAAUUAACUUAAAGUUUAGUGCAAAAUAGUUUGAAGAAGGUAGU